This is a messenger RNA of Python bivittatus (Burmese python), 4647 nucleotides long. Lineage: Eukaryota; Metazoa; Chordata; Lepidosauria; Squamata; Pythonidae. The record is from RefSeq and is a predicted model, not a curated record.
UGGCCCAGAGAAGCACUUCUUUCUGUAUCAAGGACUUUCUUUAUGCAUGUUGAUCUCGGAACUGAUCGAAUGAAAGAGAAACUUUCUGUAAUGUGUGUAGACAUUCACAUGAGUGUAACAGAGAUGGCAGAGCAGUACUAUGCAGAGCUCCGGCGACGCUACUAUACAACACCAACUUCCUAUUUAGAAUUAAUCAAUCUUUAUUUGUCCAUGCUUACUGAAAAAAGGAAGCAACUAGUUUCAGCUCGGGAUCGUGUAAAAAAUGGUUUAACCAAACUGUUAGAGACAAAUGUACUUGUUGACAAAAUGAAAUUAGAUCUGUCAGCUUUAGAACCAGUUCUCAAGGAGAAAUCGGUGGAUGUUGAGGCUUUGAUGGAAAAAUUAGCAGUGGAUCAAGAAAAUGCUGACCAGGUUCGGCGUGUUGUUCAGGAAGAUGAAGCUGUUGCAAAAGUAAAAGCAGAGGAAACUCAAGCGAUAGCUGAUGAUGCUCAGCGAGAUUUGGAUGAAGCCCUUCCAGCUUUAGAUGCUGCCAACAAAGCCUUAGAUUCGUUAGAUAAGGCGGAUAUUUCUGAAAUCAGGGUUUUCACUAAACCUCCUGAUCUUGUCAUGACAGUGAUGGAAGCUAUUUGUAUUCUUUUAAAUGCAAAGCCUGACUGGGCAACAGCAAAACAACUUCUUGGGGAUUCCACAUUCCUGAAAAAGCUUCUAGAAUAUGAUAAAGAAAAUAUAAAGGGUGCAAUAUUACUUAAGCUUCAGAAAUAUAUAAACAAUCCUGACUUUGUACCAGAAAAAGUAGAGAAAGUGUCAAAGGCAUGCAAGUCUAUGUGCAUGUGGGUGAGAGCUAUGGAUUUGUACUCUCGAGUUGUGAAGGUUGUCGAACCAAAAAGGCAAAAGUUAAAUGCUGCCCAGGCAGAACUUGAUGCAACUUUAGCUACCCUGCGUGAUAAGCAAAAAAAACUGAGGCAAGUAGAGGAACAAAUUCAGGAAUUGCAAGAUCAAUAUGAAACAAGUGUGAAUGAAAAAGAGAACCUUGCAAGGACCAUGGCACUGACUCAGGCUCGUCUUACCCGAGCUGGAAGACUUACAGCUGCAUUAGGGGAUGAACAGGUUCGAUGGGAAGAAAGUAUUUUGAAUUUUGAGGCAGAGAUUUCAAACAUCACUGGAAACGUAUUCAUAGCUGCUGCUUGUGUAGCUUACUAUGGGGCUUUUACCGCACAUUAUAGGCAAUUGUUAAUAGAUUGCUGGAUCAAACAAUGCCAAGAUCUAGAAAUUCCUAUUAGUUCUGACUUCAGUCUUAUAAAUAUUUUGGGAGACCCCUAUGAAAUUCGACAGUGGAACACUGAUGGAUUACCUCGUGAUUAUAUUUCUACUGAAAAUGGCAUUCUAGUUACACGUGGGCGACGCUGGCCACUCAUGAUUGAUCCUCAAGAUCAGGCAAACCGUUGGAUAAGAAACAAAGAAGCAAAAUGUGGUUUAAGAAUAAUUAAGCUCACUGACUCUGGUUUCCUGCGUACACUGGAGAAUGCUAUUCGUCUGGGUUUGCCUGUUCUUCUAGAAGAGAUUAAAGAAACACUUGACCCAGCCCUGGAACCUAUUCUUCUGAAGCAGACUUUUGUUUCUGGCGGAAGACUGUUAAUUCGCCUUGGAGAUUCAGAUAUAGAUUAUGAUAGAAACUUUAAGUUUUAUAUGACAACAAAGAUGCCAAAUCCCCACUAUUUACCUGAGGUGUGCAUCAAAGUAACUAUAAUAAAUUUCACUGUUACCCGAUCUGGUCUGGAAGAUCAACUGCUAAGUGAUGUAGUGCGACUAGAGAGACCUGAACUAGAGGAACAAAGAACACAGCUCAUUAUAAGAAUCAAUGCUGAUAAGAAUCAGCUAAAAGCAAUUGAAGACAAAAUUCUAAAAAUGCUUUUUACAUCAGAAGGGAAUAUUCUGGACAAUGAAGAACUCAUCAGUACACUUCAAGAAUCAAAGGUUACCUCUGGUGCCAUUAAAAUAAGGCUUGUAGAGGCAGAAACUACAGAAGAAAAGAUAAAUGCAGCUCGUGAAAAAUAUCGCCCUGUUGCCACUCGAGGAUCAGUCAUGUAUUUUGUAAUUGCAAGUCUUUCCGAUAUUGAUCCAAUGUAUCAGUUUUCCUUAAAGUAUUUCAAACAGCUAUUUAAUGCAACAAUUGAAACUUCUGAAAAAAAUGAUGUUCUGGAAUUGCGAUUAGCUAUCCUACUUAGUCAGACUCUCUAUGCAACUUACACUAAUGUUUCCCGAGGCCUUUUUGAACAGCACAAACUCAUCUAUAGCUUCAUGCUCUGUAUUGAAAUCAUGCGGCAGAAAGAAGAACUUACAGACACUGAAUGGAAUUUUUUCUUGCGUGGAGCUGCUGGCUUGGAUAAGGAGCGGCCUGCCAAACCGCAAAUUCCAUGGCUGGAAGAAAAUACCUGGUUUAUGUGCUGUGACUUAGAAGAAACCCUUCCAUGUUUUCAGGGCAUUCAAAAAGACAUAUUGCUCAAGCCCAUUUUCGUUAAACUAGGNCAACUUGAUAUUCGUAUCAAUCCAGAGGAGUGGGAAGGUUAUAAGCAUGAAACUGAGGAAAAGAAAAAAAAAGAUGACAAGUCAAACAUUCUCUGGGAUAGUACACUGACCAUGUUUCAGAAAUUAAUUGUGGUGAAAUGCUUUAUGGAAGAGAAGAUUGUUUCUGCACUUACUGAGUUUGUAAUAGAGAAUCUUGGGAAACAAUUCAUUGAGAAUCCUCCAGUUGAUCUGGCAACUCUUUACCAGGAUAUGUCUCCUGCCACACCACUGGUGUUCAUCUUAAGUACGGGCUCUGACCCCAUGGGGGCUUUCCAGAGAUUUGCAAAAGAACGAGGAUAUUUAGAACGAGUGCAAUCAAUUUCAUUAGGACAAGGUCAAGGACCUAUUGCUGAAAAAAUGAUUAAGGAUGCACUGAAAACAGGAAAUUGGAUAUUUCUUCAGAAUUGCCAUUUAGCUGUUUCAUGGAUGUUAGCAAUGGAAGAGCUUAUAAAAACAUUUACAGAGCCAAGUGUCUCUAUCCAUGAAAACUUUCGACUCUACUUGAGUUCCAUGCCAUGUACUACUUUCCCUGUUACUGUCCUUCAGAAUUCUGUCAAGGUAACAAAUGAACCCCCUAAAGGUCUACGGGCAAACAUUAGAAGAGCCUUCACAGAAAUGACACCCUCGUUUUUUGAAGAAAAUAUCUUGGGCAAAAUCUGGAGAAAAAUCAUUUUUGGCAUUUGCUUUUUUCAUGCAAUUAUUCAGGAAAGGAAAAAAUUUGGACCCCUUGGUUGGAACAUAUGUUAUGAAUUUAAUGACAGUGACAGAGAAUGUGCCUUAUUAAACCUCAAUCUUUACUGCCAAGAAGGAAAAGUACCCUGGGAUGCCCUUACAUAUAUAACAGGGGAAAUUACAUAUGGAGGACGAGUUACAGAUGCCUGGGAUCAAAGGUGUCUUCGCACAAUCCUAAGGAGGUUUUUUUCUCCUGAAACAUUAGAAGAUGAGUAUAAAUAUUCUGAAUCAGGAAUAUAUUUUGCCCCUAUGGCUGACAGUUUGCAAAACUUUAAAGAGUAUAUUGAAAACCUUCCUUUGAUUGAUGACCCAGAAGUAUUUGGAAUGCAUGAAAAUGCCAAUUUAGCAUUCCAGCGAAAGGAAACUAAUACUAUGAUUACUACAAUACUUGAUGUACAGCCACGAUCAACAACCCAGGGAUCAGGAAAGAGCAAUGAUGAGAUUGUUCAGGAGCUUGCUAGUUCAAUUCUUGCUAAAAUUCCUGAGAAGCUGGACAUGGAACUUGCUGCAGAGACACUUUUUGUGAAGGAUAGCAAAGGUCGAAUAGACUCUCUAACGACAGUUCUUGGGCAAGAAGUAGAUCGUUUUAAUGGCCUUCUCAGUCUGCUAAGGAUCUCCCUACAAACACUUAACAAAGCCAUUGCAGGAUUUGUAGUAAUGUCUGAAGAAAUGGAGAGAGUGUAUCACAGCUUUCUUAACAAUCAGGUUCCAGCCCUCUGGGCCAACGCAGCAUAUCCGUCACUGAAACCUUUGGGGACGUGGGUGAAAGACCUUGUGCUCAGGACUAACUUUGUAGAUUUCUGGCUCAAAAGAGGUCAACCUAAAUCAUUUUGGAUCUCUGGUUUCUUCUUUCCGCAAGGAUUUUUGACAGGAACUCUUCAGAAUCAUGCUCGAAAAUAUAACUUACCAAUUGAUGAGCUUAGUUUUAGUUAUAACAUCAUUCCUGCCUACAGAGAUCAAAUGCAAGUGGCAGAAGCUUCAAAACUGUGCCACUUUGGAAACCAGUUACCAAUGGACGAACAGUUGCCUUCUCCUGAGGAUGGGGUGCUGGUCCAUGGUAUGUUUAUGGAUGCCAGUCGUUGGGAUGAUGAUGAAAUGGUUAUAGAAGAUGCAUUACCUCGACAAAUGAACCCAAUGCUUCCAAUAAUUCAUUUUGAGCCGCAUCAAAAUUAUGACCCCCACCCUUCAUUGUAUCAUGCGCCCCUUUACAAAACUGGAGCUAGAGCAGGAACUCUGUCCACCACAGGUCAUUCUACCAAUUUUGUGGUUACAGUCUUAGUUCCUUCAAACAAGCCAAGCGACUACUGGAUAUCGAAAGGGUCUGCAUUACUGUGCCAACUAAAUGAGUAA